Molecule: messenger RNA, 1413 nt
Organism: Paramecium tetraurelia
Lineage: Eukaryota; Ciliophora; Oligohymenophorea; Peniculida; Parameciidae
Exons: 8
Biological process (GO): clathrin-dependent endocytosis; mitotic spindle organization; regulation of cytokinesis
Cellular component (GO): spindle pole centrosome; spindle microtubule; chromosome passenger complex
Molecular function (GO): clathrin-cargo adaptor activity; protein kinase activity; ATP binding
Source: RefSeq, a predicted model, not a curated record
AUGUGGCAAACUGCGAAUUCGGUUCUAUAGGUAAUUACAAAUACUUACGAAAAUACUCGUGGGGUUGAGUAUUUGGACAAGAAACCUCAGACUUAAAAUUCCAUUGAUGAAGAAACUAGGAAUAAUUAUAGUGAGGAUGAAGAUUUCCAUGAAGUCGAUAAAGAAUUCGAUCCCAAUUAAUGGAGUUUGAGAAAUUUUGAAAUGGGCAGAUAUUUGGGAAAUGGUAAAUUUGGACAUGUUUACUUAGCGAGGGAGCGUGAUAGUAAAUUUAUCCUGGCCUUGAAAGUAAUAAGUAAAAGAUAACUCAAUCUCUGUUAAUUGACUGGAUCUCUAACCAGAGAAGUCGAAAUACUAACACAUCUCAAACAUCCUAAUAUAAUUAGUUUUUAUGGCUUUUUUUAAACAGAAAAACGUGUUUACUUGAUGCUGGAAUGGGCUCCAUUGGGAGACUUGUAUGGUUUAAUGAAGAAGCAAUAGAAUAAGAGGUUCAAUGAAAAAAUGGCGUCAAAUAUUAUCAAGCAAAUAACAAUGGCAAUCGGAUAUAUGCAUUCAAUGAAUGUAAUACAUAGGGAUUUGAAACCUGAAAACAUUCUGUGUUUCAACAACGAUGUUUUUAAGAUUUCAGAUUUCGGUUGGAGUGUUCACACCCCAUCAAAUAGAAGGAAGACUCUAUGUGGUACUUUAGACUACUUAUGUCCAGAGAUGAUUAACUAUCAACCUCAUGAUAAUAGAGUGGAUGUAUGGACUAUUGGAGUGUUAGCAUAUGAAUUAGUAGUUGGGAGGCCACCUUUUGAAUCACAUAAUGAGAAUGACACGAAGAGGAAGAUUUAGCAUUUGUAAUAUUAGUUUCCGUAAAUUUUGUCAAGGGCAUCCUUCAACAUGAUUGCAAUAAGAGACCGACGAUCUAAUAGAUCUUAAAUCACCCAUGGAUUGCUUAAUGAAUUACUAAUAUAUAUUAUAAUUAAAUAAACAAAUUUGAAAUUCAUGAUUAGGUUUAUCUUGUUGUAGAAUAGACAGGGGAAGACAAGACUUUCGAAAUGGUAUGUGUAUUAUGAUGAUGCCGAGAAAGUAAAAUUGCAAAAUGAAGUUCAUCGAUUGAUAGUUUGCAGAGACACUAAGCACACUAACUUUUUGGAAUUCAGGAAUUAUAAAAUCAUCUACAAAAGAUACGCAGGAUUGUUCUUUGCGUUAUGCGUUGAUGUGAGUGACAAUGAAUUAACAAUGCUAGAAUUGAUACAUUUAUAUGUCGAAGUUUUGGACAAAUACUUUGGGAAUGUGUGUGAAUUAGACAUAGUUUUCAACUUCAAUAAAGCGUAUUCUAUUUUGGACGAAAUGAUUGUCGGCGGAGAAAUUGUUGAAACUUCUAAAUAAGUCAUAAUUACUGCAGUCAAGAAUAUUGAAUUAUUAGAUUGA